GAUAGAGCUGUGCUGAAUUAAUGAAUCAAUGAUUCACAACAGGAACACUAACCCUCGAGUUUGUAAACGUUCUAAUCGCUCACAGAAACAUGCACACGCUUUGCUUCUCAGAAAAAAAAAGUUCUGCCUGCCAGUUCGUUGCUCUUCGGAUAUCAACAAACCCUCGUGCGGCUCAUUCGGUUGUACGACGUCGAGGAGGCAGGACCGCUUUCGACGUCGGUUUGUGAAUAUCCAAGCAAGUGCUCUGCCACCAGAACAUAAGAAGAGGACAUUAUCAGAGCUCUACAGACACAUAAACACACGGCGAGAGCGUUUUGUAAAGAGAGCAAUAAAAAUUGUGCAAAACUUUCUUCUGCAAACCAAUUGUUGAAAAUGUGAGCAAAGAACCGUGUGGUGAUAAAUGUGUCCGCUGAUGAAGAGGACACAUCCUUUUCGGCGUUAGAACGAUUGUCUGGCCUUUACGUAAGAGGAACUUCUGGAAGCGUAUUCGCUUCUGAUCGCAGGAAGGACGGAACGCGGGGCGAAAGAAUUCGCUACCGCCAGACGUGAGACACGGGACCAUGGCAGAAGAUUUAUCGAUCAAUAAAAAUAAGAUCUGUUCUUCACGUUACAAUAAUAACGACAUCUGUCGGUUGUGCUUGAAGAAUGAGGCCCAUAUGGAGCCGCUGUUUUACUCGAAUCUAUUUCCGAACAUUCUGCUCACCAAAAAGAUUUACGACUGCACAUCGAUACAGAUUAUUUAUGAGCGCAACCUGCCAAUGUUCGUUUGCAAACUUUGCGCCAGCAAGCUGGAUGAGUACAUUCGAUUCCGAGAGCGCUGUGUUGCGAACGACGAAUUUCUACGUAAUGCCUUGGCAUUUUUCGACGCAGGCCAAAACAGUAUUAAAACGGAGCUGGAUGAGAUUAAACAGGAACAGGUAUCGAUUUCGAUUCCGAUUUCCCAACAUGCUAUAGCGGUUCCAAUAGACUUUCGUCAGUUGAAGAAAGUCCAGGAACCUGAUGCAUACGAACAGGCUACAGAAGACGAUCUCCAGACUCAUCGUAUCCCUUGUGGGGAUUGCGAUUUUAUUGCAGUGGACGACAAUGCUCUCAUGGAGCACAAAAAACAACAUGAAGAUAAAACGUAUGCGUGUACAAUAUGUUCUAAAACGUUCAAAAUACGUCAACAUUUGCUGAUUCAUAGUCACACGCAUGUAGAACUGCAUCAAGAACAACUGGAACAGACAGGAGAUUCUAAACCGACGUACAGCUGUACGAAGUGUUCCAAAGUGUUUAUCAAUCGAGGCAAUUUGCUGAACCAUGCUGCCGAGUGCCAUGGUAACAUGAAGAACUUCUCGUGCGAAAUCUGUUCGAAAUCAUUCAAGUACAAUGUUCAGCUGAGAAUUCAUAUGCGAACACACUCCGGUGAAAGACCGCACACUUGCGAGAUUUGCCAUCGAGGAUUCUCCCAGCUAUCGAAUCUACGAUCCCACCGAAAGGUUCAUUCUAAAGUUAAACCUUACAAAUGUCAGCUGUGUCUGAAGAGUUUCACGAUGCUGGAUAGCUUAACGGCACAUAGUCUGAAGUGUGUUAAAGACAAAUAUCGAUGCACGCUGUGUGCAAAAUCGUUUGCCAAAGAAGGAAACUUGAUUUCCCACCUGCAGUGCCAUAGCGAAGGAGUAGUGGAGAAAAAUUUCAAAUGCGAAAUGUGCCCCAAAAGUUUCCGCAACAAGGAAGAUUGGAAGCGACAUGUUCGGGUACAUACAGGUGAAAAGCCAUACGUCUGUGACCUAUGCCAGAAGGGAUUUGCACAAAAAGCAAACCUCCUUUCCCAUCGGAAAACGCAUCUCAAACCAGACGUUGUGUACAAAUGCGAACGAUGUGACAAAAUAUGCCGCACGCAAAAGUUACUGGAAAUGCAUGUACAAAAGUGCGGUCUCGUCGAAUCGCCACCCUCUUCGGUGGUGGCGGUUCAAGUGCCGACACCGACGCCACCAUCGCCGAUGGUAACGCCCCCACCGGCCCCCUUAACGCCAACCAUGGAAGUGCUGUCCGACCUGCUGCGAUACGAGAUAGCCAUGCGGACGCCGACCAAACUGCAGGAGAUGCUGAUAGCAGCUAUGGAGAAAAAGAAAGCCUUCGCUGUUGCCACAUCGAUUGAAAGCGAAGCCUAUAAGGCGGCAGCAGGGCCGCUAGCACCGGUUGGUUCAACGGCGGCAGCAGGCCGUCAUUAUCGAUGCGAAGUGUGCUUUAAAGUGUACUCACAAUAUCCAAGCCUGGUAAAGCACAGGAAAGUGCAUCUCAAGUCACCAAGGGGUAGAUCGAAGUCCACCGAAGGGGAUGAUCGGCCGUACUACUGUGAUAUCUGUGGGAAAAAUUUCAAAUUCAAUCGAAAUUUGAAGGUUCACAUGAAGUUACAUACCAAAGCCAACGGAUUCUUCAAGUGUGAUAAGUGCAGCAGUACAUUCAUGGCAGCCGAUCAACUGAAAAGCCACCUGCUUGAGCAUCCGAUCGAUGUGGAAAAGAUCUUCAACUGUGAAUUCUGCUCCAAUACAUUCAAGUCGAAUGAGGAUCUCAAACGACAUCGUCGAUCCCACACCGGAGAGCGCCCAUUCAAAUGUGACACCUGCCCGAAGGCAUUUACCCAGCUGUCGAACCUGCGAGCCCACACCAAGAUACACGAGAAAAAACGCUCCGCCUUUGGAUGUAACAUUUGCCUGCUCGAGCUCGACUCGAUGGAGGCGCUGAAUAUGCACCUGAAAACGCACCAGUUCCAGCUGCUUGAGCUGUGCAAAGAAAUGAAACAUUAGAGUCUGUACUAGUUGUUGGCCAUAUACCCUCACGUAGGAACCUGUGUUAUACCCCGUAUUAGCCGUACUAUGCAUUAUACAUUAUAUACACUGGUGUUAAGAAAAUUGAAACAUGUACCAAUUGUGAUUGUGUUAGCGAAAUAAAUGUUGUUGAAUGUAUGUAGUAUACGUCGGAAUCCAUAGGAAAAAAACGAAUGUGUUUCCAUUUAAUAGGUAAUAACAAAACUUUAUUUUCGAAACUCAGAUUAAAUACAUGAUUUUCUAUACACAUAAGGGCACAUGGCUCAGUAUUUCCGCGGGGCUCUGUAUGUACAGCGUCUCUUUCGAUUACUUAUUUGGUUGCGGUAUGCGCCAACAGAAUACGCGGUUCAUCUGUCACUUUCGAAUCCGACAUAGCUACAAAGCAGGACUAGAGAAAUUAAGAAUUCGAAUCACUUGGCCAGUAAUCCUAUAUCCAACAUAUAUCACAAUAUAAACAGUUC
This is a messenger RNA of Armigeres subalbatus, 3271 nucleotides long. RefSeq names its product zinc finger protein 271-like. Lineage: Eukaryota; Metazoa; Arthropoda; Insecta; Diptera; Culicidae. The coding region runs from base 561 to 2789 and encodes 742 amino acids. Gene Ontology annotation, cellular component: nucleus. The transcript is spliced from 7 exons. Gene Ontology annotation, biological process: regulation of gene expression. Gene Ontology annotation, molecular function: zinc ion binding. The record is from RefSeq and is a predicted model, not a curated record.